Messenger RNA from Racocetra persica, 950 nucleotides. The record is from the annotation of a GenBank genome assembly. Lineage: Eukaryota; Fungi; Glomeromycota; Glomeromycetes; Diversisporales; Gigasporaceae.
AUGUCAAAAGAUUCGAGAUACUAUUUAAAUAUACUGGAAGAUGGCAAAGAUAGAGAAUUUAAUUUUUACUCAUUCAAUUCAUUUACUAAUCAAAUUUUAAUUGGAACCGGAGGUUUUGGAAAUGUAUAUCGAGCGAAUUAUAAAGAUGCAAAUAUGUUAGUCGCUUUGAAAUCAUAUGAAGCUAGCUCUAAUCUCAAAGAAAUUGUGAACGAGGUAAGGAUUCAGAAAGCUGUUGAUAUACAUGAUAAUAUUCUUCGAUUUUUAGGUGUAACUAAACAAGAACAAGAAGAAAUUUGUUUCAGCGGUAUAAGGGAAAAAGUUGUUGAAGGAACUCCAAUCAGAUAUUGGGAAAUUUAUCAAGAGUGCUGGCAAAAUGAUCCUGAUAUUCGACCAACAAUGAGUCAAAUAUUUGAUAAACUGAAGAAAAUUAAUUUAAAUUCUCCAGUUUUUCAAAUUACAAGUAGUAAUAAUUCAGUUGUUUCUUUACACUACGCAGAUUCGAUGGAUAUUGAACUUUGCAUUAAAGACUUUUUUACCAACAUCAUUGAACAAAAUCAUGAUAUUUCACUACAAUAUGAAGUCGACUUCUUCAAUUCUCAAGCAAAAGAUUUGUGGAAUAUUCUUGUCAAGUUAACAAAUAUUGGAAAAGAGUUUACUCAAAUUUCAAAAGAAAUAAAUGAACAUUAUAUGCAUAGACCAAGAAUUAUUAAAAGUAUAUUUGAAUGGCUAAAACAUUAUAACGAAAAUAUGAAUCCUGAUUCGAAUUCGAAUUUACAAUGUCUUCUUGGAUUUUUUCACUUUAUGGGAAUUAGUACAAGAAAGGAUCAAGAGCUUGCCUUCAAUUUAUUUAAUGGUGCCGCAAUAAAUAAUCCGAUUGCCGUUUUUUAUCUUGCUGAAUGCUUUAGAUGUGGAUACGGCGUCAAUAAAGAUCCAGCAAAAGCUAUUGAGUG